GCCCCGGACGCCCAGACCCUCCCGGUGUCCUGCUGCAGCAUUUACGCCUCUCACACGAGUACGGUUUUGGGUCUUUCAUGGUGCGGGCUUGUGAGAGAAAAAUGAAGUUCUUGGUGGCGGUUACGAUUAUUGUUGCGUCGGUGUUUUUCCUGUUGUUACCCAACGGCUCUCAGGCCGAUGAGAAGAAGAAAGGGCCCAAAGUCACGGCCAAGGUAUAUUUCGAUAUCCGAGUUGGAGAUGAGGACAUAGGACGCAUUGUCAUUGGACUGUUCGGAAAAACCGUCCCAAAGACUACUGAGAAUUUCCUCGCCUUGGCUACAGGAGAAAAAGGAUUUGGUUACAAGGGCAGCAAGUUCCACCGUGUGAUUAAGGACUUCAUGAUUCAAGGAGGCGACUUCACCAGAGGAGAUGGAACUGGUGGAAAGAGCAUCUAUGGUGAUCGCUUCCCUGAUGAGAACUUCAAGCUGAAGCACUAUGGACCAGGAUGGCUGAGCAUGGCCAAUGCAGGCAAAGACACUAAUGGAUCCCAGUUCUUCAUUACCACCGUGCAGACGCCAUGGCUCGAUGGGAAACAUGUCGUCUUUGGAAAGAUCUUGGAGGGGAUGGAUGUGGUGAGAAAGAUUGAAGGCACAAAAACGGACGGCAGGGAUAAACCUCUAAAAGACGUCAUCAUCCAUGACUCUGGCAAAAUCGAGGUGGAAAAACCUUUUGCUGUUGCAAAGGAGUAAAAUCUCCCUGUAUGGGAGAAACAGGACUGUGGGGUUCUAGGGUUUUAGCAUGUAUGUCUGGUACUGCUAAUAUAGUGUGUGUGCGUGUACGCGUGGUGCUUAAACCCAGCCCGCCUCAAACUACAAACAUCUGUAGCGGUCCACCUUGGGUCCAUUUUGAAGAGGCAUUCCACUCAAUGACCAACUUAACACCUGCUUUUUGUAAACAAAUCUUCAAUAAAGGAUCCAGGUUUUUGUU
Messenger RNA from Ictalurus punctatus (channel catfish), 966 nucleotides. RefSeq names its product peptidylprolyl isomerase B (cyclophilin B) (gene ppib). The record is from RefSeq and is marked provisional. Gene Ontology annotation, cellular component: intracellular membrane-bounded organelle. Gene Ontology annotation, biological process: protein peptidyl-prolyl isomerization; protein folding. Lineage: Eukaryota; Metazoa; Chordata; Actinopteri; Siluriformes; Ictaluridae. Gene Ontology annotation, molecular function: peptidyl-prolyl cis-trans isomerase activity.